CACAUGUUGCAGAUAGAAAAAGGAUCAACUGAUUCAACAUGGCUCAAGUAACAAUCUUGGCUGGUUUGUCCCUUUUGAUUUGUCUUCAAGUUGUGUCUUCAACCAAACUGGCAUGCUACUUCACCAACUGGUCCCAAUACAGACCGGGUGCUGGGAGAUACAUUCCUGAAAAUGUAGACCCCAACCUGUGCACACACCUGAUCUACGCCUUCUCUGUAAUCAGCCCCUCAAAUGAGAUAACAAUGUACGAGUGGAAUGAUGAUGUUCUUUACAGAUCCUUCAAUGCCCUCAAGAACAGGUGCGUGGAAUUACUUGCUGCCUUUGAAAAAGAAGCUACUGAGACCAAACAACCACGGCUCUUGCUCACAGCUGCAGUGGCCGGUGGGAAGGGGAACAUUGACAACGGCUAUGAGAUUGCCGAUGUGUCAAAGUUUCUAGACUUUAUAAAUGUCAUGACCUAUGACUACCACGGAGCUUGGGACCCAUUCACUGGUCAUAACAGCCCUCUGUACCGCAGCUCCGUCGAUCAGGGUGAUAACAUAUAUUACAAUGUGGAUUUUUCUAUUAAAUAUUGGAGGGACCAGGGAGCUCCUGUGGAAAAGCUCUUAGUCGGUUUCCCCACAUAUGGACGCACAUUCACCACAUCAACAGCUGCUAAUGGUCUUGGAGCUGCAGCCACAGGACCAGCGAGCGCUGGGCCUUACACCCGUGAAGCUGGGUUUUGGUCUUACUACGAGAUUUGCACAUUCAUCCAAACAGGCAGCAUAAAGUGGAUUGAUGAGCAAAAGGUGCCCUAUGCCAUUAAGGGCAAUGAGUGGGUUGGCUUUGAUAACAGGCAGAGCUUUGAAAUCAAGGCACAGUAUGUGAAAGACAACAGAUUUGGAGGAGCAUUUGUCUGGUCUCUGGAUCUCGAUGACUUUGCUGGACAGUUCUGUGGACAGGGACAUUAUCCUCUCAUUAGUUAUCUGCGCACUCUUUUGAAUUCAGAUUCUCCACCACCUCCACCGGUAACCACACAUCCACCACUCGUCUCUACGAUCUCUCCUGGCCCAACAGCUACUACCACUACUACGGCUACUACUACCACUACUGCUACUACUGCCAAAACAACCUCAAGUCCUGUUUCUGGAAGUGGAUUCUGCGCUGAAAAGCCAGAUGGCCUGUAUGUAAAUGAUGAGGAUCCCCACACCUUUUAUCAGUGUGUCCAUGGACAUGUCUACAUCCAGACAUGUCCAAAUUAUCUUGUUUACAGUGAUGCAUGCAAAUGCUGUACCUAA
Messenger RNA from Pundamilia nyererei, 1277 nucleotides. Its product is annotated as acidic mammalian chitinase-like. Gene Ontology annotation, biological process: carbohydrate metabolic process; chitin catabolic process. The transcript is spliced from 9 exons. Lineage: Eukaryota; Metazoa; Chordata; Actinopteri; Cichliformes; Cichlidae. The record is from RefSeq and is a predicted model, not a curated record. Gene Ontology annotation, molecular function: chitinase activity; chitin binding. The coding region runs from base 39 to 1277 and encodes 412 amino acids. Gene Ontology annotation, cellular component: extracellular region.